UGCAGUUAAUCAUUGAUGAACUUGGGUACAGCAGGAGGCAAAGGUCUCUGGUGGUGUCAGGGUGCAGGCAGAGCGCAGCCUGCGUGCAGCAUCCCCAGCGAGGCACCGCAGGUGGGCGCUGGGGGCUGGGGGAGCGCCCGGGACGUGCCCCAGGUUCUGUGCCGUGCACUGCGGGCUCCAGGCAGGAUGGCACAGCCCUCGCUGCUGCUGCUCCCGUUCCUCCUGGCAGCAGCUUCAGGCAACGCGCCCCCCAUCUUCGACACGAGCAUCGAGUACGUGCCCGAGGACCUGCUGAUAGGCGAAGUCGCUUUCGUGCUGAAGGCCACUGACUUGGAUGGGGACACGCUCAGCUACUCCAUCAGCGGUGCGGAUGCCUUCUACUUCAACGUUAACCAAAGCACGGGGGUCGUGACCCUGAGGAACCUCUUGGACCGGGAGUCCCAGGCCAGGCUCACCCUCACCGUCACCGUGUCCGACGGCAUCAACGACGCGACCUCCAGGAAGCUGACGGUCAUUGUGGAGGACCGCAACGACAACGCCCCGGUCUUCAAGGGCCUGCCCUAUGAAACCUCCGUCCCCGAGAACAUGAUGGCGGGCAGCAUCAUCUACACCAUCUCUGCCACCGACGCCGACACGGGGAACGCUGCCAAGGUCAGCUACAGCAUCCUGGAGGUGAUCCCGGACAACGCGAAGAAUUUCUGGCUCUUCUACAUCCUGCCCAACGGCAGCGUGGUGCUCAACGGCUCGCUGGACUACGCCACCAACACCUUCUACCAGCUGAAGAUCCUCGCCCAGGACGGUGGGGGGCCGCUGUACGGGGUGACAGUGUUCCAGAACAGCACCACCUACUUCUCCAUCACCGUCAUCGACCUGCCCAACCUGAACCCGCGCUUCCUCAACGAGCCCUACUCCGGCUCCGUGUCCGAGAACAGCCCGCUGGGCGUCUCCGUGCUGACCGUCACCGCCACCGACAGGGACACGGGUGUGAAUGAUGAGAUCUUCUACAGCAUCACCAAUGCCAGCGUCCCCUUCGCCAUCAACAUGACCACGGGCAUCAUCACCGUCAGCGGCUGGCUGGACCGCGAGCAGCUGCCCAGCGAGGAGAUGCUGCUGGAGGUCCUGGCGCGGGAGAAGAACCUGGACAUCCACGGCUCAGUGGCCAAUGCCACCACGAUGGUGACAAUCUUGGUGGUCGAUGUCAAUGACAACAAGCCCGAGUUCUACCAGUGCUCCCUCCCCAGCUGCAACUUCACCAAGAGCCAGAACAACUUCACGGGCAGCAUCAUCGAGCACUCCUCCUCCAAAGUGCCCGUGUCCAACCUCAGCAUCGUGGCCCGCGACCCCGACAAGGGCAUCAACAGCACUUUCGAGCUGUACCUGCAGGGUGGCAGCGCCAGCGCCUUCAGCGUGUCCCCCACGACGAUCGUGGGCACGGGGGAGGUCCAGAUCCUGGUGCAGAACCCGUCUGAGGUGGACUACGAGAUCAGCCAUGUCAUGGUGGUGCAGCUCAUCGCCAACGACACGGGGAACCCCGCAAACUGCUGCUCGGUGGCCACCGUGACCGUCAACCUCAUCGACACCAACGACCACUUCCCUGAGUUCCCGCAGAGCGUAUACGUGCUGAGCGUGAUGGAGAACAGCCCCGCGGGCACCAUCAUCGCCCCAAACAUCACGGCUUAUGAUCCAGACAGCGGUGCCUACGGCCAGAUCACCUACCAGCUGCUCCCGGAUACCAUCCUCGCAACCUUCACGGUGAACGCCACGAGCGGGGCGGUGCUGGUGUCGCCGGGAGCCUCGCUGGACCGGGAGACUCGCUCCAUCUACUACGCCAACAUCCAGGCCAAGGACGGGGGCGACAUGAUGAACACGGCGCUGCUGGAGAUCUACGUGCUGGACGAGAACGACAACGCGCCCAUCGUCACCGGCUCCUACUUCAUCUCUGUGGAAGAAGGGCAGAACGUCAGCAUGGAGGUCAAGGCCAUCGACAACGACGAACCCAACACCCCCAACAGUGAGCUGGGCUUCAGGAUCCUGCCGGGGCUGUUCAGCGACAACUUCACCAUCAACGAGACCACGGGGCAGAUGCACAGCAAGGGGCCACUGGACCGCGAGGCGCUGGAUGACAAGGACGGGCAGCUGGUGGUGACGGUGGAGGUGUACGACCACGGGGUGCCACCGCUCAGCACCCAGGUCAACGUCACCAUCACCGUGGCGGACAUCAACGACAACACGCCCGUGUUCCUCGAGCAGUCCUACGAGUUCUCCAUCUUCGAAAGCUCCUCAGAUUCCUUCGUGGGUACCGUGGUGGCCACAGACGCCGACAAGACGGAGAUCAAUUUCCGCAUCUCCUUCCGGCUGCAGAGCGGCAGCGGCUCCAGCAACUUCUUGAUCCGCUCCCACCAGCUGGGGACGGGCAACUACAGCGGGCAGCUGUCCGUGGACCCCGACACGACCAUGGACUACGACACCCUGCAGCAGAAGAGCUUCUACCUGACGGUGGUGGCGGAGAACACGGCCACCGACAUCGCCAGGAAUGCCAGCGUCCCGGUGGUGGUCCACGUCCUGGACGUCAACGACGAGCCCCCCUCCAUCGUGCCGACCUCGCAGACCGUGACCGUGAGGGAGAACGGCACGCAGCAGGGGCUGGUCUACACCGUGAGCGCCUCCGACCCCGACACCAACCACUCGCUGGUCAUCGAGGAGCUGCAGGUCACCUGCCUUAACGGUUCCCAAAGCGCCGGGAACGUGUGUUGGGACUGGUUUGUGCUGCUGCCCAACGGCUCGCUGCUGGUCAACAGCUCGGAGAUCGACUUCGAGCAGUGUGACACGGUGAAGCUGACGCUGCGGGCUGAAGACCUCUACACUGAGAAGGGCGACCGCUACAGCAAGAACGGAACCCUGACCAUCAACAUCGAGGACAUAAACGACAACGCGCCGGUCUUCCUGCCCAUCUCUGAGACCUUUGUGGUUGUCCCUGACGUCUCUACUGUGGGCCUGCAAGUGGCUACCGUGAGGGCCACGGAUGAAGACUCGGGGAGUGGAGGAGAAAUCGCUUUCUCCAUCUUCAAAGUGGUGUUCAUGGAGGAGAAUGGGAACAACCGGACCUUGGAGAACCUCUUCAAGGUGGUGACCACGGUCGAGCAGAAAAUCUACGUGGGGAGCAUCCAGGUGGCCAGCAACCUCGACAGCUCGCUGAAGGGGAAGUACGAGGUGACGGUGAACGCUCAGGACCGCACAGCCCCGCAGAACACGGCACAGACCGUGCUGACUAUCUUCACCGUGGACCAGAGCUACCGCAUUCGCCUCCAGUUUUCCGUACCGGUGGAGGAAGUGCAGAGAAAUUUGGAAGACAUCAAAGCGACCCUGACCAUCGCCACCAAGGCCACGGUCUACGUGGUGGCCAUCAGCAACCCCGACAACAGCCGUGCCGCCCGGGCGCAGGUCAAGUCGGUGAUGGAUGCGUACUUCGUCUACAGCAACGGCACCGCCCUGGACAUCAACCAGCUGAGUCAGCUGAUCCAGAGCGACUCGCAGGUCCUGCUCAAACUGGUGGAUAUGGGGCUAGCCAUCAUCGGCUCCGGGGAGGUGACGGAGACCAACAAGGAGACGCAGUUGAUCGGCAUCAUCGCGGGGCUGGCGGCGUUCCUGGUCCUCUUCAUCCUCAUCAUGACCCUGGUCUUGGUUCUCACCACCAGGAGCUACAAGAGGAAGCUGAAUGCCAUGAAGGCGCUGAAGGCGGCCACGACGCUCAGCCCCACCGUGGCCCAGCAGGGAGCUGGCAUCCCCGGGACCAACCAGUACAACGCUGAGGGGGCCAACCCCAUGCUGAACCUGCCCAUGGACCUGUCCCACGACCUGGGCUUCCACGAGGACACCAGCUCCCUGGCCAGCAUCAAUUCCCUGGAUGAGAACAAAGUGGAUUCGCCCAAGGACAACAACCCCAAGGCCAAGCCGCAUAAAUCACACCCCAUGGACCCCACCGAGGACAAGGUGCUGGUGGCCGCCCUGGACGCAAAGGAGCCCACCAAAAUGGCAUACAUCAACAACACCUUCAGCACCACAGACUUGUGAGCGGGCACCUGGGGGACAGAGGGGCCAGAGCAGGACUCUGGCAGCUGCUCCAGCGCCAUCCUGCCCAGAUGCCAGCAAUAAACCUGCCACCUGUGGCUGACAGCG
Molecule: messenger RNA, 4176 nt
Organism: Anas platyrhynchos (mallard)
Lineage: Eukaryota; Metazoa; Chordata; Aves; Anseriformes; Anatidae
Gene: CDHR2
Product: cadherin related family member 2
Biological process (GO): cell migration; calcium-dependent cell-cell adhesion; cell morphogenesis
Cellular component (GO): plasma membrane; adherens junction; catenin complex
Molecular function (GO): beta-catenin binding; calcium ion binding; cadherin binding
Source: RefSeq, a predicted model, not a curated record